Molecule: messenger RNA, 2991 nt
Organism: Phalacrocorax carbo (great cormorant)
Lineage: Eukaryota; Metazoa; Chordata; Aves; Suliformes; Phalacrocoracidae
Source: RefSeq, a predicted model, not a curated record
ACGGUUACAAAGCGCCCGCACCCCCCUCAACACCUCCCCCGACCCCCCUCCGCCGCCGUUAUUUGUGCUGAGUCACGGCGCGGCGGUGUCCGGUGCGGCGGAGAGGCCGGCGGUCGCAGCAGCAGCAGCAGCAGCAGUGCCAGGCUUCCCCAUGGGGACGGAGGGCGCCCGCGCCCUGCUGGAGCGGGCGGCCACGCUCACCCUGCAGACCGGUAACCUCCUCAGCUGGGGCUGCCUGCGCAAGAAGUGCCCCGCCACCCCCGGAGAGGAGGUGCGGGACUGCAUUCAGAAAACGCUGACUGAAUGGAGCUCAAAGAUUGGACAAGACCUAAAUCAGGAAAUACUGGAGGUUCUGGAAUGUGCUGUAGCUCAAGCUAUAGAAAAAAUAAAUCCUGAAGAAAGGGAUGAGCUGAAAGUAUCAGCAAAACUUUUCAUCGUUGGAUCAAGCUCCUCAUCGAUCAGAGAUGCAGUUGACCUGGCAUGUUCUGCCCUUGGAGUUGCUCAGUUAGACUCCGUCAUUAUCGCCCCACCUCCUGUUGAAGAUGGAACUAGCCUCUCCUUGGAAUAUUUGCAACCUUACUGGAAAGAACUUGAAACUCUAGUUCAAAGCAAAAAGAUUGUUGCCAUAGGUACCUCUGACCUAGAUAAAACACUGUUAGAGCAGCUGUAUCUGUGGGCACAGGUGAAACCAAGUAGUAACCAGGUGAACCUAGCUUCCUGUUGUGUGAUGCCACCUGAUCUCACAGCAUUUGCAAAACAGUUUGACAUACAGCUGUUAACUCACAAUGACCCAAAAGAAAUACUUUGUGAUGCAAGUUUCCAAGAAGCUCUUCAGGAAAGCAUCAAGAACACGAAAGCACACGAGUGGAUUCCUUUAUGGCUUCUCCGGUAUUCAGUCAUUGUUAAAAGCAGAGGAAUUAUCAAGUCCAAAGGCUAUAUCGUGCAAGCUAAAAAAAAUGCCUCUUAAAAUACUUUCGUUUUCCUUUUUUUUUUAAACAGCUUACUGUUUAAUUUCUUGGGAAUGGGGGGAACAUUGCUUUUUUAAUAGAAACACUUUUACAGCAUUUGUAACGAAGACCAAAAGUUGUAAUUAUUCAGUGUGGUGCCAGCAGGAGUGUCUGCAGUGUUCUUAUGCUGUUUUUCUUUCUUAACCUAUUGACCAGUUCAUUUAAAAUAUGAAAUAUUUGGGGUUUGGUUUUAAUUGAAAUUAUAGAGAAAGUUUAAAAUAUUUUUCUUGGUAUGACCAGUUCACUGUAAAAUUACCAUUAUAUUUUAGCUGCCGUUAGGUAGUAUAGAGAAAUAUAUAUUUUUAUUUUAAAAAAAAAAAGGAAUUCUCUUAAAUAAUAGUUACUUACCUGGUAGGUACAGAUUUCAAACAUUCAAGGACUAGUUUUUAUAGAAAAUUGUCAUCUUUUAUGAAAAACUACCCAAAAAAAUUAAACUGGUAUGUCAUUACUUGGUAUGUGUACAUAUAGGCAAGUCAGCUGUUUAAUUUGUGCAGAUUGGAAAAUUGGUUUAUUUUUAAUAUAAUGUAAAAGACCUCUAUCAUUUAGAAAAAGUGCAUCUUCCAAAUUACUUUCUGACUGUUACUUGAAUUCCUUCUGGCUUCUUUGUGCCUCAAUAUACUUUGUUCAGUGUUUGCACAAGAGUGAUGGCAUCUUUACUGUUUAAAAUAGAAAAUGUAUUAUUGUGUGAAUGUUUAAAAAUCAGAAUUGAAAACAAGUGAUGAAAAAUGUGUUAAUCCCAAAUUGGAUUGUGCCUGUCUUCUCAGCCGUGGCUUGUUUUUUUGAUACUUGUGAACUACGCAAUCAGAAUUGGCCAAGUCAUAACAGUAAAUGUUGAAGCUGUUCCCUAUAGGAUUGUGUAAAAUGGAUGACUUCUUUUGGGGUAAGAAACUUUGUUGCCUGAGUGCCAUUCAGAAAUGAUGCAAGCCAAGGGUUAGCUUGAAGUGAGGCAUAUUUUUGUUUGGCAGUAGCUUAAGCUUUGGCUUUUGAAUCCUAGAGGGAUUGCUGCAGCUGAGGCAAGGCUUUGGUUUAACGUAGCCUUUCUAUCAAAAAGGCCUUUUCAUUUCCUUGGCCUUCAAAUCAGAGUAGAUAGCAAAAGAUCAACUUGUAGUGCAGUGGGAGCUUGAUACUGUCUAAAAUACUAAUUUUCUUUUUUAUUUCAGGCAGGAGCAGGGCUUCAUACUAGCAGUACUCAUCAACUUAACUGUAUAUAUUUUGACAUUAGGAGUGUAAGGGAGUGAAUUUUCAUCAACAUCUUUCAAAUUCUGUCAUAUAGGCAGCUAGUGGAGGUCGCAUGCUUGCAGGCGGUGUCUAGUGUCAGCUUCCUGUAAUCCAUUCCAUUAAGUGUAAAGGUGAAAUUUUUAAGAUACCUUUUGAUUCCUCUAAUAUCUUAGGUAUAGGUGGGAAAUACUGGGAAAUACUCCUGGACUUGUUCAGCUCUUUUGAUAAAUGAGAGAGAAAACUGGAACUAGUAAUGCAUCAAUAAAAGCUUGAGGGUUUUUUUUUCUCCUAAUCAAAAUGUAGUGGGGUUUGGGGUUUUUUCCAUGUCAGGUCAGUUUGUAUCCAAGUUUCAAAACUACCUGAGUUUCAUUUUAACCUUCCCUACCAGCUCCAAGUUGCGUGCUGCUGCUGAUUAACCACUAUCUGUAAAUUCUGUCUCUGUUUGGCUGUUGACAUUCUAUAUUGUAUUACUCGCACGUGUGCUCAGUUUUAUAAAUUGAAAUGCUACCAAACAAGAAUUGUGCUUUAACAAUGUAUGGGCUGCUCUAAUGGGAUAAUUAUUUAUUUCCUUUCUGUAAACUGUUAACAAAUUGUUUGCUGUAGAAAAGUAUUCUUCAAGACAUGAUAACCUUAUUUUUCUAGAGUGACUGACAACCUGAUAAAAACAUUACACUAUCUCAUUAAUUUGUGUCAAAGUGGGAGAGAUGGGAUUUCCUUCCAUGGCAGAAAGUUUUAAUUAAAAAUUGAAAUUAUUGCAGGCUUUUAA